This is a messenger RNA of Triticum dicoccoides, 1232 nucleotides long. Its product is annotated as probable carbohydrate esterase At4g34215. The coding region runs from base 90 to 953 and encodes 287 amino acids. Lineage: Eukaryota; Viridiplantae; Streptophyta; Magnoliopsida; Poales; Poaceae. The transcript has 3 exons. The record is from RefSeq and is a predicted model, not a curated record.
ACCGGGUUGGGCAUGUGCUCCGCUCCACCCAAAACCCGCCCAACCCGUCCGCCUCGCUCGCUCGGCAAUCCCCUCCCAAUAAACAAAUAAUGAAGCCGCCGGCGCGGCGGCCGCUGCUGGGCGUGCUGGCGGCGGCGGCGUUGCUCUCCUGCCUGCUCCUCCUCGCCCCGCCGCCCCGCCACCUCUUCCCCUCCUCCUCCUCCGCCCGCGCCCCCACCUCGCCCUACGCGCACCGCCCCAAGCUGCUCUUCCUCCUGGCCGGCCAGUCCAACAUGGCCGGCCGGGGCGCGCCCACCUCCCCGCUCCCUCCCCCCUACCUCCCCCACCCCCGCCUCCUCCGCCUCGCCCACAAGACCUGCGGCCUCGGCCCCGCCAUGCCCUUCGCGCACCGCCUCCUCCUCUCCUCCUCCCCCUCGCCCUCCUCCCUCCCCGCGCCCUCCGCCGUCUCCGACCCCGCCGGCGAGGACUCCGACCCGCUGGUGCUCGGCCUCGUCCCCUGCGCGGUCGGCGGCACCAGGAUCUGGAUGUGGGCUAGGGGCCAGCCGCUGUACGAGGCCGCCGUCGCCAGGGCGCGCGCCGCCGUGGCGGGCGGCGGCGGGGCGCUCGGCGCCGUGCUGUGGUUCCAGGGCGAGAGCGACACCGUCGAGGUCGACGACGCCCGCGCCUACGGCGGCAACAUGGAGCGCCUCGUCGCCGAUCUCAGGGAGGAUCUCGGCUCGCCCAAUCUGCUCGUCAUCCAGGUUGGUCUUGCAUCAGGGGAGGGGAAUUACACCGACAUCGUAAGAGAUGCUCAGAAAAGUAUCAAUCUUCCCAACGUGAUUCUCGUCGACGCCAUGGGUCUGCCGCUCAGCGACGACCAGCUGCACCUCUCCACAGAAGCUCAACUCCGGCUCGGCGAAAUGUUGGCGCAAGCCUAUCUAGAAUUCGAGUCAUCCAGAGAUCGCAAGCUAUAGCAUCAACAACAUUGUCUGAUUCGUUAGUUCUAGAUACAAUUAUUAUUCUUUGAGAGCAUCCUGUUGUAGAGUGUAGAUGAAUGUACAAACAAGGGAAGAUGUGCCCACAGACGUGUUGUCGCUCACUAUACCGCAAUAAAAGGCUUUCCGGUAGAAAUUUAGCUCAAACUGUUGUUCAAGUGAUGUACAUUGGGGAGAAGAGAACAGAGCUGUGUGUGUUGGAAUUAAAGCUGAAGAGCAUUUGUGGUGGGAUUCUGAUAACAUCUCCAUUCAAUUUUA